ACAGAGGAGGACUAUAAAACUGGUACUGACCAGGAAAUGAGAGGGACAAGAGCAUCCUCCCAUUGAGCUGAAGUGUCACCAAACCAGGACUCCGGAAAGUAGACACCUAAAGCUCUGCUUUGAAUCGAGCCUUUGUCUGGAGCAACGAGCCGGGAGGCACGGUGGAAACACCUGAGCCUGUCACCAGUUCCUCCCUGCUUGGAGCAGGGGCACGGCUCUGAAGGUUGGCUCAGUGCCCGUGCCGAGGCAGCACUGGUCUAGACGCCGGGGACGGUGAGGCGGUGGGGUGACCGCCGGCGCUCCUGUUGUGUCUGCAGGGGCCAUGGCGAGCACCGCGGGCUUCGCCGCUGUCUUCUACAGCGAGCCGGCAGUGCUGGGGCUCCUGGCGAACGUGGUCAGCGCCUUCCUCCUCUGCCUGCAGAACCUCACUGUGGUGCACACCGGCAUCAAGCCACAGGGAGCAGAGGACAUCCUUGCAGGUGUCCACCUCAUCCUGACUGGAGGCUUUGUCCAGCUCCUGGCAGGAUUUCUUACCUUCCGGAAGUAUGACCACCUUGGAGGCACAGCCUUUUUCACCUUCUCUGCUCUGUGGAGCAGCUACGGGGCUACACGCAUCAUUGUGGCUGCGUACCCCUCCUUGCAGAACAUAACACUGCCCUCGGGGAAUGCCAGCCACCUCCUGCUCACUGACAUGGCCCAGCUCUCUUCUAGCCAAAGCGUGGUGGCUGGGCUGGUGGCCUACAUUUCCAUUUCCUUUAUCCUGUCCUUCUGCUCAGCCACAGUGAACUACAUCAUGCCCUUCAUUUUUGGGGCCAUCGCGCUCGCCCUGGUGUUUGAAGCGGUUGCCCUGUUUGGCCAGUGGGCCCUGGUAGUAUCUGGUGUCAUUGAGAUUGUCAUUGUCAUCUGUGGGUUGUAUGGAGCCGUGGCUCUUCUGUUGAAGGGCAUCACACAACGGUACGUCCUUCCAGGCUUUGGGCAUCCUCUCUUCAAUGUCUUGCUACUAGGGUCAGCACAGAGGAGCUCUUCCAAGGCCAUUGGGGAAGAAAAGAAGAAGAACACGAAGUAUGCAGAGCCCAUGGCCCUAGGCAACAUCUGCGAUACUGUCUCUGCCUUUAUGUUUGCCUUUUACUUCUUUGGGUACAUGAAGACCUUCUGUGUGGGAGCAGCGUGGAUAUCCAUCAUCUCCAGCUGCCAGCUUCUGUCCAGCUUCUACAGCUACCUAAGAGGUGACGUCUACCACACGACCAAGCUUGGUGUCCACAGCCUCUACUGGCUGGUGAUGUCUUGGGAAGAGUUUACAGUCACCACCUUCCUCGGGCUGUCCAAAGCUGAGGAAAGCAGGCUAGGAAUGUUUGGAGGGUGGUUCUUCCUGGCCACUGCCUGCAUGCUGUUUCUGAUGUCAACCCACAAAGAUACCCUGGAGAUGCUGCAAAACGCCUCAUUCAUCAUCCUCACAGCAGCCUCCAUCCAUCAGAUCCCAAUGCCAGGUGCUUACCUGUUCCUGGGGGCUGCCUGCAGCCUUUGCACUGCCCUAUCUCUGUAUGCCACUUUUGCCACCCUUAUCAAUUCCAUCGGGGAGAAGGUCUUGAUUCCAGUUGGCAUGCAGGCUAUGUCCAGCUCAGCUCUGCAAACCACACUGAUGGCUGCCAAAACCUGCCUCACAAGGUCCAAGAACUUCCCAAGUGGCACCAGUGCUGAAGUGCCAGAUGCAUUGUUCUACAUCUGCAAUGGCCUGGCUGCAGUCUCUGCCAUCCAGGGUAGCUUCAGUGACCCCAGCAGACAGCAACUCUCCGUACCCUCCGUGCUAAUCCCAGGAGCCAUAAUGCAGCUCUACAUCUGCAGGAUCCAGGUUCAGAGAGGGAGAAGGUUCGGUUGUGUUCUUCCAUUCUGCUACUCUGCCUUCUGGGGAGCAUGGACCUGGCUUCGGUUUGCAGGCCACUUCAUGAACAUCAGUGCAGGGAACAGCGAAGGAUUCACUGCAGGUUCCGUUGCCUUUUUGGUGCUCAAUGCUUUUCUAAUUGUUCUAGCUUCUACUUUUAAUGUGGUGCUUCUCUGCAUGACCCUUGCAAUGGAGCUCUUGACCAUUUGCUUUCUGCUCUUUACGUUGGAGAAGCUCCCUUUGCCAUUUGAAAUUGUGAUGCUGAGCAUCUUCAGCAUCAUCUGCUUCUAUGGAGCCACAGCAUCACUUGCAAACAACAUGUUUGGGAAGGAUCUGAUGAUGAUGGGAACCCCACUGCUCACAAUUGAAAGCUCUAAGAAGGACACCAAGGAUCCUCCACCCUGCAUCUGCCCCAGGUCCCACUGUACAAGUGGCUUGAGGACCAUUGCUGACUUGCUGAACACAGGGGCGGUAUGUGGGGUACCAACAGACACUGUGUACGCUUUGGCAGCCUCCUGCAAACACCCUCAAGCCAUCGAGAAGGUCUACAGAAUCAAGGACAGGCCUCAAGAGAAGCCCAUCUGCAUCUUUAUUUCAAACUUAGAUCAGCUGCGAGCAGCUGCUCCCCCCAUCAGCCCAUUGCUUUGGGAAUUCAUGGAAAACGUUUACCCUGGUGGCAUCGGCUGCAUCAUCAAGAAAGGAGAGUGGCUGAAGAAGUUAGGGGUUGGAGCAGGCUACAGCAGAGUGGGAACUCAAGACAGCAUCAUGAUCAGAGUACCUGACCUGACUGUCCUGGUGCACCUCAUUGACAUGACAGGGCCCUUGGCAAUCACAUCUGCUAAUCCCAGCGGGGAGGUUGACAGCACACACCAUGACAUGGUCAUCUCGCGUCUUGGCCAUAAGCUGGAGGGCGUCCUGUGUGAUGGAGAAUCUGAUGAGGUGGUGGCAUCCACUGUGGUCAACUGCACAAAGAUUGACGAAAGUGGCAUCACCAUUGUGAGAGAAGGCUGCAUACCAGCAGGCAAAGUGAUGCAGAUAUUUGAAAGAGUGAAGAAUAGAGCAGUCUGAACUGAAGGAAACGUCCCCUGAGCAAAGGAGCAGCAUCUGCUCUCGCUGAAGGACACGAAGCAUCCUGAGCCUCACUGGAGGACAUGGCACUGUGAAAGCCAUACCUUCUCUAAAAUCAAGUCCCCAUCUCCUUGGGAAGCAGCAGCAUUUCUGCACCCAGCAUCUCUCCUGGGAGCUUUCUGUGGCUAUGUAUUGUUUAUCUCCAGUAAGUGCCUGAAACCGCCGGGAGACCUGCCCACAGAGUGCGGCAGGAUCGGGAGCUGAUGCCUCACUGUAGAAUUCCCAGAGUGCCUGUUUCCUAAAUGCCUUGAACUGUGAAGCCCAUCCCUGCUUGUAUAUUCCCUU
Molecule: messenger RNA, 3292 nt
Organism: Neopsephotus bourkii (Bourke's parrot)
Lineage: Eukaryota; Metazoa; Chordata; Aves; Psittaciformes; Psittacidae
Exons: 11
Coding region: 323-2947 (874 amino acids)
Biological process (GO): regulation of translational fidelity
Cellular component (GO): membrane; cytoplasm
Molecular function (GO): double-stranded RNA binding; tRNA binding; nucleotidyltransferase activity
Source: RefSeq, a predicted model, not a curated record